Erinaceus europaeus (western European hedgehog) is the source of this 2139-nucleotide messenger RNA. It is a transcript of the gene AHCY, whose product is annotated as adenosylhomocysteinase. The transcript is spliced from 10 exons. NCBI's taxonomy places the organism in Eukaryota, Metazoa, Chordata, Mammalia, Eulipotyphla, Erinaceidae. Gene Ontology annotation, cellular component: cytosol. Gene Ontology annotation, molecular function: adenosylhomocysteinase activity. The record is from RefSeq and is a predicted model, not a curated record. Gene Ontology annotation, biological process: L-methionine cycle. Bases 106 to 1404 code for a protein of 432 amino acids.
CACGCGCAAAUCCCUACCCGGCGUCCUCCGCCCUGUGCCUGUCUUCGCUUGCAGGCCAGGCUUCUUUUGCUUGUACCCAUCACUCCGUGCGGAAACUCCACCAGUAUGUCGGAAAAGCUGCCCUACAAAGUCGCUGACAUCAGCCUGGCCUCCUGGGGACGCAAAGCCCUGGACAUCGCCGAGAAUGAGAUGCCGGGCCUGAUGCGCAUGAGGGAGAUGUACUCGGCCUCCAAGCCACUGAAGGGUGCCCGCAUCGCCGGCUGCCUGCACAUGACGGUGGAGACCGCCGUCCUCAUUGAAACCCUGGUUGCCCUGGGUGCGGAGGUACAGUGGUCUAGCUGCAACAUCUUCUCCACCCAGGACCAUGCAGCAGCCGCUAUUGCCAAGGCUGGCAUUCCAGUGUAUGCCUGGAAGGGUGAGACGGACGAGGAGUACCUGUGGUGCAUUGAACAGACACUGUACUUCAAGGAUGGGCCCCUCAACAUGAUUCUGGAUGAUGGUGGUGAUCUCACCAACCUCAUUCACACCAAGUACCCACAACUCCUGUCAGGCAUUCGGGGCAUCUCUGAAGAGACCACAACUGGGGUCCACAACCUAUACAAGAUGAUGGCCAAUGGGGUCCUGAAGGUGCCUGCCAUCAAUGUCAAUGACUCUGUCACCAAGAGCAAGUUUGACAACCUCUACGGCUGCCGAGAGUCCCUCAUGGAUGGCAUCAAGCGGGCUACAGAUGUGAUGAUUGCCGGCAAGGUGGCAGUGGUAGCAGGCUAUGGUGACGUGGGCAAGGGCUGUGCACAGGCCCUGAGGGCUUUUGGGGCCCGAGUCAUCAUCACUGAGAUUGACCCCAUCAAUGCACUCCAGGCUGCCAUGGAAGGCUAUGAGGUGACCACCAUGGAUGAAGCCUGUCAGGAGGGCAACAUCUUUGUCACCACCACGGGCUGUGUUGACAUUAUCCUUGAUCGGCACUUUGAGCAGAUGAAGGAUGAUGCCAUUGUGUGUAACAUCGGACAUUUUGAUGUAGAAAUUGAUGUCAAGUGGCUCAAUGAGAAUGCUAUGAAGAAGGUGAACAUUAAGCCCCAGGUGGACCGCUACCAGCUGAAGAACGGGCGCCACAUUAUCCUGCUGGCUGAGGGCCGUUUGGUCAACCUGGGCUGUGCCAUGGGCCACCCCAGCUUUGUGAUGAGCAACUCGUUCACCAACCAGGUGUUGGCACAGAUUGAGCUGUGGACCAACUCGGACAAGUACCCUGUUGGAGUUCACUUCCUGCCCAAGAAGCUGGAUGAAGCAGUGGCUGAAGCCCACCUGGGCAAGCUGAAUGUGAAGCUUACCAAACUGACUGAGAAGCAGGCCCAGUACCUGGGCAUGCCCCGUGAUGGCCCCUUCAAACCUGAUCACUACCGCUACUGAGAACCACACCUGCUCUUUGCCUCCCAGCUGCUGACCUUGUCUAGGCUCCACCUCUCCUCCCCAGCAGCAAAUGGCACCAACUUUGUGGUUAAUUUGUUAGUGUCUCUCAGACUACCUGGAGCUGAUUACUUGGUCUUUGGCCUCUGCUGCGUCCCUCAUACUGUUUUAAGUAUUGGGGAGUCGAGAAUCUUCUCCUAAAACCCUGGUCAUGAUGAGGGUACAAGGAAGACACCUACAGGGAGCCCUGAGCUUGCUUGGAGCUGCUCACUCAGCCCUUCCUCAGCCUUCCUCAGGCUGGAAGCUGGCAGCGGUGACCACAGAACCCACAUCUUCUCAGCCCUCAUUUGGCCUACGGACUCUAUGUCUAUGUUCUUGGUUUACAGGUCCACUGGUUCCUCAGCCCGUGACAGAUGGGGUGCAGGGGAGAAUUAUAAUUUGAGUUUGAGUUAUAAUGUUCCUUGAGAGCUUUUAAACCUCAGAACAAUGAAUUUGGUACUUUUAGUCCCUGUUUUAAAGGGGUUGGGCUAUAUUGUUAAAGGAUAGCCAGGAAAGAAGGAGAGAAAUGACAGCCAGAGGUUGAAAGUGGCUAGAGAAAGGAAGAAGCAGGCAUAGCUGCCACCACUUUCUAACAUGAUGGAUCCUAUCACAAGUUCGGAUCAAAUUUGGUUUAUAAUGUUAAAAAAAAAAAAAAAAAGACCAGGAAAAUGAAUAAAUAAAAAUGUUGGUGCCUAAAAA